Messenger RNA from Clavispora lusitaniae ATCC 42720, 2061 nucleotides. RefSeq lists its product as uncharacterized. Gene Ontology annotation, biological process: aggrephagy; endosome organization; mitophagy. Gene Ontology annotation, cellular component: amphisome; aggresome. The record is from RefSeq and is a predicted model, not a curated record. Lineage: Eukaryota; Fungi; Ascomycota; Pichiomycetes; Serinales; Metschnikowiaceae. Gene Ontology annotation, molecular function: K63-linked polyubiquitin modification-dependent protein binding; protein kinase C binding; zinc ion binding.
AUGGGUGACAACAUAUCUUUGAAAGUUUCCCUAGUCAAAAAUGACCAAACCAGGGAUAAGUUCGUUUCGAUAAGCUCAACGUUACUAAACUCCUUAGCAUCCAAAGCUAAACUUAUGACCUUCAUUUUGAAGGACGUAUUCGAGGAGAAUGUUACCGUGGAUGAGAAAUACGUGGAAGAUUGUAGGCUUGAAAGGAAGUCGAAAAGACAUAAGAGGUUUGUACCCCUCCAUACGGCAGAGGAUUUCAAGGAGUUGAUGAGAAGCUUGAGAGUGAAAAACCAUGUGAAGCUUGCAGUAUACUUACCUGAGGUUUGUUCAACACCACCGCUUUCCGAAAGCCCAUUGUCUGAAGCAUUGGAGCAAAUUAAGAAGAUCUCAUCAGGCUUGCAAAAGUCUGAAUUAUGGGACUUAUUCAAAUCAAUGACUUUGAAAUCCGAUCCCGACUUUCACGUUGAGAACAAAUCUGUCGAAUCGUUCACACGUACCGAAGAGGCAGUCGUACACCCGCGAAUUCUCUGUGACUUUUGCCAUCCAAGUGAUGAUUCAGAAGAACUAAAAGGAACUAGAUAUAAAUGCACAGUUUGCCAAAAUUUUGACUUGUGCGAGAAAUGCUACAUGUCCAGAGUCUCAAUUUUUGGUCAUCUUCCAACGCAUGAAAUGAUUUCAAUUCCAAAACCAUCAGAUUCCUUUAGUGCACGUCUUCUGUAUUUGCACUUUACUGAUAUCCAGAGACCUGCUGAUUACUCUAGGGGCACAAAAAUCGUAGAGAGUUCAUCUACGGCUUCCUCUUCUGUUGCAGAAGCUCAAGAAGCUACCGAUCUCUCGACAGAGUAUAAAGAGCUUUUGUCCUUAAUUCCCGAUGUGGAGUGUAACAAGUUUGAUGUUAUCAAAAGCUUAAUUCAAGAAAAGUAUCACUACCCAAGGAAUAAUGGAGAUAGUGAACGAGAAGUUGGCGCAGGCUCAGUUGAAGGAAAGUAUUAUGAAAAUGAGGUAGAAGGUAUUGAAUAUGAUUCCGAGGAGGAUGUAUGUGGUCAAAAUAUUGUUUGGAGAUUCGCAAAGAAAGGUGAUGCUAUUCACCUUUUCAUGGAGAACAGAUCCUCAGUUCCUUUAUUGAAGGGUCCAAUUACUGUUAAGCAUUCCAUUGAAGAUGAAACUAUUAUCCAGCUAGAGAUGGAGUCCGAUCUUUUGCCCGAUGAAGUUGCUUGUUUUGAUUUGAGUAACUUGGAUUCAGCGCUUUUGAGUCGUCAUAAUUUCACACGCUUUUGGAUCGAGGGCCCUGUUUUUGAAGCAAAAUGCAUGAAACCAAUCUAUCUUUCUCACAGCGGCAUUCCAUUAAUCGGAAAUGAACCAGCAGAACCGAUUAUUUCAACUGAAGCGUUGACACUCGAAGUCACCGUAGUUCCAAAAGGAAAGUUAUUAUCUCAAAUUAUGUUGGCCAAUAAGAGCAAUAUCCCAUUUGAUGCUCACGGACUCACCAUAUCCGUUGUCAACUGCUUGGACAGAGUCGUCGCUCUGGUUACAGUGAAAAGGAAACACGCCAUUUUACCUGGAAGAAUUGCAAAGUUUAAUGUUCCUGUAAACAAUACUCAUUUCAAAUAUCCAUUCAAGGUUCUCAUUGAGAGUGAGAUGCUUUCGAGUUCGUGCGAUCUUAGUUUAAAGCAAUUGAGUGGGGUCUUAAGAUCCAAAGUGGUUACGGAAAGCGGUCACGAAGUCAGCCAUUAUGCAGACAAACAUACGGUUGAAGAACACGAGGAAGAGCCUCAUAGUUUGACUGAAGAUACUGAUAUCAUAGAGAAAUUGACAGAAUCUAAUCUCGCUACAGUUGCAACCAAGGAGCAAGAGGAUCAGCCUAAUGUUUCUCAUGAAUCCCAGCUGUUCAAGGGAUCUCAGCAUUCAUUAAUCAUCCCCUCUAUGCCAUUGCAAGUAAAAGAGUCUAUCCCGAUGACCGAAGCUACCAAUAGCUCGGACCAUGAGGAUUAUGAUGUCAUAAGCAUUGCCGACGGGGAAGAAACCCAAAGUGACUAUGAGGUUUUGUCACGGACAAUGUCAUUUGAAACUUAA